CCACGCACUCUCUCUGUCUGCGCAAAAAUCCUGAAAAACCUCAAAGACCGCCAUUACAGGGGGAGACGCCUCAUGCUCUGACUGGCGAUCACCCCACGAAACGCCAUGCUCCACUUCGUUCUCCUCACGCUUCUACUCUCGUUCCUUCAGUCCCUCGCGGCCUCACACCACUCCUCGUCGUCGGCGUCGUCAAUCUACGAAAUCCUCAAGUCUCACGGCCUCCCGAUGGGCCUCCUCCCGAAGGGGGUGACGGACUUCAGGAUCGACGCCGAUGGUCAGUUCGAGGUUUACUUGGAUCGGGCCUGCAACGCCAAGUUCGAAAGCGAGCUGCACUACGACCGGAACGUCUCCGGGACGCUGAGCUACGGACAGAUCGGCGCCCUCUCGGGGAUCUCCGCGCAAGAGCUGUUCCUGUGGUUCCCCGUGAAAGGGAUCAGGGUCGACAUCCCGAGUUCCGGACUCAUAUACUUCGACGUCGGGGUGGUCUUCAAGCAGUUCUCGCUGUCACUGUUUGAGACUCCGCCUGAUUGCACCGCGGUUAGGGCGGAGGAGAUGGGCGGCUUUCACGACGGGAAAUUGAUCGCCGAGGCCUUGUCCAAGAGUCAAUCGGGGAAGCUGCGAUAUCGACUUGAUCAGGGGCAUUUUGCAAGGGAAGUUCUUUAAGUGUUUGGAGAGAAUGUGAUCAUCAAAGAUGUGACAUAGCCCAGCUCCAGGAUCGCUCGAAUCCCCUGUUCCACUGUAUAUCUGAUACGGCGAGUUCGGUUUUAGGAGGUCCUACACUUAUAAUUCAGUCAGUGUGCUUGCUGCUUGCUUUUUCCUUCGAAUAGUGCGGAGUGUGCAUGUUACAUGGCCCAGCUCCAGUCUAAAGAAUGAUGGCAGGUGAUUGAGAGCAAAAGUAGUUCAGGUGCCAACUCCAUAAUAACCAGUGUCCCACCAAGGAAAAGAUAAUGGGAGACUGGAGCACCGAGUGAGAUUAUUUCAGGUGAAAAGGCUCUGCAAAAGUUAAUUUUGUUUGUUCAAUUUGUUGAGUAAUCGGUAUAAUCAUGAUCGAUACCUUGAGGUAUCUUCUUAUAGUAUAAGCAUUUCAUUAAAGACACAUGCCUCCCUAGCAGAGGAAAUCAAAAUAAGAAUCUCUGUCCAGUCUCAGUAUUCUCCAAAUUAGCUCAUCCCUUGCAAUAUCUUUUCCCCAUUUUCCGUAAUUGAUACACGAAUUUUUGAAAUUGUGUUCGUGAGUUAUCGGCGCUGUAUGAUCUUUAGAGGACUUAGAUAGGUAUUAUGGUGAGCUCUGUAAUGCCAUGUGAGAUCUCUAUCGAGUGACUCGUGUUCA
Messenger RNA from Rhodamnia argentea, 1327 nucleotides. RefSeq lists its product as uncharacterized. The transcript has 2 exons. The coding region runs from base 106 to 663 and encodes 185 amino acids. The record is from RefSeq and is a predicted model, not a curated record. Lineage: Eukaryota; Viridiplantae; Streptophyta; Magnoliopsida; Myrtales; Myrtaceae.